GAUACUUCUAGCUCAAAACUUGACCUAGUUAUAUCUAUGCCUAUAAGUAUAUGAUAAACAAACCCUAACGAAAACUUAAGAAAAAUAAAAGAAGCGAGGACAACAUGAAGCUGAUAGGCUGGAUGCGUACUAUAAACCGAAGUACCUUUGAUCCAUCGAAGGAGUUCAAAGGUAGUUUCUGUUGUCUAAGAACUCAGGUGUCCUCUGAAGUCCAAGACAUCCGAACAAACUCAUUCUCCUUCUCCAGACAAUCUCAUCAUGACCCAACUCCACAGAAAACUGGUGAGGAACUUUGGUUUGACGAAGGCGGGUUCAGCGGCUUUCUUGCCAUCGGGACGCUUGGUAGAGAUCCUGAAACACCAAAAUUCACAGCUUCCGUUGUAGAAGACGAUGUAACCGGAGCAAAGGAAGAGAUGGCAAAGCUCGUUACUGAGAAACUAGACAAGUUUCUUGAGGAAUAUCCUGAGGAUAGUAGCAGUAAACAAGUAGAGAGAUCGAAGGCAGAAUCUGAUGCAUGUCCCGCGCAAGGUCAUAGUAUCGUUCCAUUAUCUACUGAGCCUACGAAGAGAAUCAAUGAAGUAAAGAAGAUAAAGGGCUUACUUAAAAGCGUCUUCAAGAGAAGAAAGGAAGUAGAAAGAGAGUGUAACUCAACGGAGAAACAUGGCACAAGAGAUUUGAUUAAAAGGAUAUUUAAAAAGUUCCACGGCUCUCCUUCAAAGACGAGAAAUGAUGAUGACGAAGAUGAUGAUGAUUAUUCCAUGCACAUGAAGAAAGAUAUAAGAAAGAGUGUUCAAAUCUUCCAAAGUAAAGUCCAUCCUGUCAUGUGUACACCUGAAAGAAACGAUAGCAAGAUAGAUGACAGAAGAAGCUGCAUCAACGGCUGCAAUCUCAAGGUACCAAGCCUUAAUGGAAGGUUUCUCGUUCCAGGUUCCAUCUCUAAAGUGAACAAGAAAAAGGAAAACUGGAUCAAGACUGAUGCAGAGUAUCAUGUUCUGGAACUGUGAAGAUGCAAUACAUUGCAACAAACCUCCACUGAUGUUCCAAGCGAAAUUCUCUCCUAUCAAACAUAUAUACAUACUACCAAAAUCGUUGUCUAGUAAUGUGUAAUCAAAUGUACGAGUCUUCGGAUUCAGAAUUUCGUAGUUAUUCCAAAAAUAAUAUGAAUAUAUAUAUAACUAUAGACGCAUAUCUACAGUGUAACAAAAAAAAGACGCAUGUCUACAAAAUCAUUGUCUAGUAA
This is a messenger RNA of Raphanus sativus (radish), 1240 nucleotides long. RefSeq names its product protein LAZY 1-like. The coding region runs from base 105 to 1004 and encodes 299 amino acids. Gene Ontology annotation, biological process: gravitropism; regulation of auxin polar transport. The transcript has 5 exons. The record is from RefSeq and is a predicted model, not a curated record. NCBI's taxonomy places the organism in Eukaryota, Viridiplantae, Streptophyta, Magnoliopsida, Brassicales, Brassicaceae.